AGCCAAUCACAUCGCUCGGCUCUUUCCUGGUUCCGUCCACUUAACAUCCAGUUCAGGUCGGCACGAGCGCCUUCUUCGCGUGACCGCACGAGACAGACGCAGAGCACCGCACCGCUCCUGUACACAGCUAGGCCGCAACGUUCUUCUACAGAUCUAGAAUCAUGUCCAUCCUGAAGAUCCACGCUCGUGAGAUUUUUGACUCCCGUGGCAACCCCACUGUUGAGGUUGAUCUUUACACCAAGAAAGGUCUCUUUAGAGCGGCAGUUCCCAGCGGAGCCUCCACCGGCAUCUAUGAGGCCCUGGAGCUCCGUGACAAUGACAAGACUCGCUACAUGGGCAAAGGUGUCUCAAAAGCAGUUGAACAUAUCAAUAAAACUAUUGCACCUGCACUGGUUAGCAAGGAUGUCAACGUCGUGGACCAGGAGAAGAUCGACAAGCUGAUGCUGGACAUGGAUGGCACAGAAAACAAAUCAAAGUUUGGUGCCAACGCCAUCCUGGGCGUGUCCCUGGCUGUGUGCAAGGCGGGUGCAGCGGAGAAGGGCGUUCCUCUCUACCGCCACAUUGCAGACCUGGCUGGCAACCCUGAAGUCAUUCUCCCCGUCCCUGCUUUCAACGUCAUCAAUGGCGGCUCCCAUGCCGGCAACAAGCUGGCCAUGCAGGAGUUCAUGAUCCUGCCUGUUGGAGCCAGCAGCUUUAAGGAGGCCAUGCGCAUUGGCGCCGAGGUCUACCACAACCUUAAGAACGUCAUCAAGGAGAAAUAUGGAAAGGACGCCACUAAUGUAGGCGACGAGGGUGGCUUUGCCCCCAACAUCCUGGAGAACAAAGAAGCUCUGGAGCUGCUGAAAAAUGCUAUUGCUAAAGCCGGCUACACUGACAAGAUCGUUAUUGGCAUGGACGUCGCUGCCUCUGAGUUCUACAAGGACGGCAAAUAUGACCUGGACUUCAAGUCUCCAGACGACCCCAGCCGCUACAUCUCCCCAGACAAACUGGCUGACCUCUACAAGAGCUUUGUCAAGGAUUACCCAGUGGUUUCCAUUGAGGAUCCAUUUGACCAGGAUGACUGGGAUGCAUGGGCCAAAUUUACUGCCACCACCAGCAUCCAGGUGGUCGGCGAUGACCUCACUGUCACCAACCCCAAACGCAUCGCCAAAGCCGUGGCUGAUAAGGCCUGCAACUGUCUCCUGCUGAAGGUCAACCAGAUCGGCUCGGUCACAGAGUCCCUGCAGGCCUGCAAGAUGGCCCAGAGCAACGGCUGGGGCGUGAUGGUCAGCCACCGCUCUGGAGAGACAGAGGACACCUUCAUCGCUGACCUUGUGGUCGGUCUGUGCACCGGACAGAUCAAGACGGGUGCUCCUUGCCGAUCUGAGCGUUUGGCCAAAUACAACCAGAUCCUUAGGAUUGAAGAGGAGCUUGGUGACAAGGCCCGGUUUGCUGGCCAGAACUUCAGGCACCCCAUCUGAGCAAGUUGUCUCCCUCGGGUCAACGUUUUCUCAUUGCUCACAAGAUAAUCCCCAAAUAUAUGCCACGCUAGGCCGCCUGCCCCUGUAUGGAAAGAAGGAAAGAGCAACACUGUAACCCAAGGUCCAAGUCUGUGGAUUGUGGCGUGUGGGCGCGACAGUACAUCAGCGCAGCCGCAGUUCAUGUCAUCCUCCAGCAAUGGUUCAGCUUCUGAAUGUGACGGUCUCAUGUCUAUGUUAGCGUUACCGUGUGAGUUUUUUGUUAGGCUUCUUGUGAGUUGUAGUGAUUGUGGUCCUCUAUUGAGUAUAUGAGCUACUGUAACUUUAGCACUGCUCUGCCUGAAGCAAUGAUAACCGUACUGUAUGUGCUAAAUGUCACAUCUGACAUGGUCUUGUGUUGAUGUAAGUGUUGGCAGAAAUAUGUAAUAAAAAUAUAGUUUCCACAG
Messenger RNA from Oryzias latipes (Japanese medaka), 1903 nucleotides. It is a transcript of the gene eno1a, whose product is annotated as enolase 1a, (alpha). Gene Ontology annotation, biological process: glycolytic process. Gene Ontology annotation, cellular component: phosphopyruvate hydratase complex. Gene Ontology annotation, molecular function: phosphopyruvate hydratase activity; magnesium ion binding. The record is from RefSeq and is a predicted model, not a curated record. Lineage: Eukaryota; Metazoa; Chordata; Actinopteri; Beloniformes; Adrianichthyidae.